Saccharomyces cerevisiae S288C is the source of this 873-nucleotide messenger RNA. It is a transcript of the gene YNR064C, whose product is annotated as epoxide hydrolase. The record is from RefSeq and is marked reviewed. The transcript has a single exon. Lineage: Eukaryota; Fungi; Ascomycota; Saccharomycetes; Saccharomycetales; Saccharomycetaceae. The coding region runs from base 1 to 873 and encodes 290 amino acids.
AUGUCAAAUAUCAUUGCAAGAUUUCACAAGAUUCAAGUUCAAGACGGUGUAAAGGUUUGGUACCGUGAGGCCGGUGCAGCAGGUAACCCCACAAUUUUAUUGCUACAUGGGUUCCCUACAUCUUCCAACAUGUUCAGGAACCUCAUUCCCUUACUAGCUGGACAGUUUCACAUCAUUGCUCCGGAUCUUCCUGGGUUCGGAUUUACGGAAACGCCAGAAAACUACAAGUUCAGCUUUGAUUCCCUUUGUGAAAGUAUAGGAUAUUUGUUAGAUACUUUGAGUAUUGAAAAAUUUGCCAUGUAUAUAUUUGAUUAUGGAUCUCCGGUAGGUUUUCGGUUAGCCUUGAAGUUUCCCUCCAGAAUUACUGGCAUUGUUACUCAAAACGGUAAUGCUUACGAAGAGGGUCUCGAUGACCGCUUUUGGGGUCCGUUGAAGGAAUAUUGGAAGUCAUAUCAAAGUGAUCCGGUAUUUGUUAAAUCCCUUAUCCCGUACCUUGAAGAUCCAGCUAAUGUCAUAUGCCAGUACCAUGAUGGAGUACCAGCUAUCGAAUCUGUUGAUCCCGCCGCUUAUACGCUUGAUAUUGCGCUAAUUCAGCGUACCGGCCAGACCGAUAUUCAAUUGAGAUUAUUUUUCGAUUAUCAGAAUAAUAUAAAGUUGUACCCAGCCUUUCAAAAGUUCUUGAGAGAUUCAAAGAUUCCUGUGCUAGUUGCAUGGGGUGCGAAUGAUACUAUUUUUAGCGUUGCCGGGGCUGAAGCUUAUCGGAAAGACGUUGAUAAUUUAAAGGUUGUUUACUAUGAUACUGGCCAUUUUGCGCUUGAAACUCACGUAGUUGCUAUUGCCGAAGAAAUCAUCAGUAUGUUUGCAGAAAAUUAA